Magnusiomyces paraingens is the source of this 1248-nucleotide messenger RNA. RefSeq lists its product as uncharacterized. Bases 1 to 1248 code for a protein of 415 amino acids. The record is from RefSeq and is a predicted model, not a curated record. Gene Ontology annotation, molecular function: translation release factor activity. Lineage: Eukaryota; Fungi; Ascomycota; Dipodascomycetes; Dipodascales; Dipodascaceae. Gene Ontology annotation, biological process: translational termination. The transcript has 2 exons.
AUGAUUAGCCAACUGCGACGGUUGGGAUCUCAAAUGGUUCUUGGACCAUUAUCUAAAUCAAGUCGAUUAAAUAGGAGUGUUUUAAAUGAUUCUUCAAAUAUUUGUUAUGGAUCGACAUUUGUGGGGUUGCAUCCAUUAUUGAGAAAGAGAACCGAACAACUGGUUGAGGAGCAUAAGGUUUUGACAAAUGAAAUGGCUGAAGGGGAUAGCUCGUCAUUUACACCUGAAAAGUCGACCCGAUUUUCUAAGUUGAAUCAACUGGUUGCAGAAUACGAUCAGUAUCUUUCUGCCGAAACAGAAAGAAAAGAAUUAGAGAGUCUUCUAGAAGAUCCACAACUUAAGGGUGAUGCUGAAACAGAAAUAGAGGCCUUAGAUGAAACUCUUGAAAACCUUGCACAGAAUCUCCAGGGUCAGAUUUUACCACAAAAUCCAUUUUUGGAGCGAGGAACAAUUUUAGAAUUAAGACCAGGAGUAGGUGGAUCAGAAGCCAUGAUUUUCACGCAGGACCUGCUUAACAUGUACCAAAACUAUGCUAGCAAAAAACGAUGGUCCGCACAAGUUCUUUCAAUCAACGAAACAACGACAGGUGGAGUGACAGAAGCAAUUUUAAGUGUGGAUCAACCGGGGUCUUACGCAUUUCUUCAAUAUGAGGGUGGUGUCCACCGAGUACAAAGAAUUCCAUUAACCGAAACUAAAGGGCGAGUACAUACGUCUACAGCAGCAGUUGUUGUUUUACCUCAAAUGAAUGAUAAUGAUACUAGUGGUAACAGUGACGAAGCUGAGCGAACCUUUGCAGCUGGAGAGGUCCGAAUUGAUGUAAUGAGAGCACGAGGUGCUGGAGGUCAACACGUUAAUACAACUGAGUCGGCAGUUCGAUUGACUCACGUUCCAACUGGCAUUGUUGUUGCAAUGCAAGAUGAAAGAUCACAGCAUAAAAACAAGGCCAAGGCAUUUAUGAUUUUGCGAGCCAGAAUUGCAGAAAGAGAACGAAUCGAAGCUCUUGAGCGAGAGAAAAGCAAGCGUACAUCCCAAGUAACAACAACUCUGAGAUCAGACAAGAUUAGAACAUACAACUAUGUGCAAAACCGACUUACGGAUCAUCGGUGUGGUCAUACGUCCUAUCAUCUUGCAGACUACGUUGCAGGAGAUCCAGAAACCUUUGACGAUAUUGUCAAGGUGAUGGACAAAUAUACUAAAGAGGAAAGCUUAAAAGAUAUGAUUGCUGAAGAAAAUGAGAAGAGAAAUUGA